Molecule: messenger RNA, 3043 nt
Organism: Cuscuta epithymum
Lineage: Eukaryota; Viridiplantae; Streptophyta; Magnoliopsida; Solanales; Convolvulaceae
Source: the annotation of a GenBank genome assembly
AAAACUUACUACCGAGUCAGUAUAGAACACACGCCGUAUAUUAACCCGAUAGUAGCAAUAAGUUUAAGAUGAAAACGAUUGAGAUUGAUAACCUCAACACAAGCGGUUUAUUGGUUUAAUCAAUAUAAUUAAUCCCCCUUAGGUUAUUAACCACGAGACGCAUGCAUUAACAACCCAAGUUUACUACCGUGAAAGGACCGAAUUAAUAACAAGAGUAUUAAUCGAUCGAUUCUAGUAAUAAUUAAUAUAUGAAACAAAACUAGAUGAUCCUUUAAGUAAUGCUCAAAAUAUUACUAUGAAAUAGGAAUAGGAAUUAAUUAAUAUUCAAGGAAGGAGAUUAAAGAAAAUAACUCACAACUUACAAUUCAUUAUGCUUCAAAGUAGCAGAACCAAGAUAAAAGAGUUUAGCUCCUCAUUGGAGACUAAACAUACUAGAAAAUAUAAAGGAAAUAUUUGUCUAAACUGAGUUUAGAGAUAUAUGUGAAGUGAAUUUAAUGGGAAGGAAAUGAGGUGUAUUUAUAUGUGUUUGGGGCAUUCAGGGGUGUGUACCCGAUUGGGCUUUUAGGGCACCCGAUCGGGUACCUUCAGUAGCUUCCCAGAAGCUGGAAAAGUGGGGCAUACCCGACCGGGUAUGUCGGUUACCCGAUCGGGUAUUACACUCUAACGUGGUCAAAUAUCUCCCUGCACGAUGCCUUGUUCCUGGAUUUGAUCUGAUUUGAUUUUUCAGCAACGUACCCGAUCGGGUAUAGGUCAUACCCGACCGGGUGCAACACAAAAAUCGGGAUUCUUCUUUUUGUCUUGUAACUUUUCCAGCCGCGCCACGCUUAAGGAAAAUGGGAGAUUAGCACAUCGUUUUCAGCCGCGGAGUUGGAGAAGGGCAGAUUCUUCUAUUCUUUCUUAGGGGCAGCAGCAGUUUUGUUUUCAUAGAGCAGCAGUAGGUUCAAUCAAAAGCAAGACAAAUUCCCUUUUCUUUCUUUUGGAAUACCAGCAAUACUAGGCAGCAAGAAUUGGGAAAGAAUUCCCAAGAAGAAGAAGAUAAAUAAAUAAAUAAAUAAAAGGGGGCUGAUUGAGAGAGCAAAAACGCAGGAGUCCAAGCUGCAGCAAAUUCUGGAGAGCAAGCCUCAGGUGGAAAAAAAAAGGGUUGGAGUUUAGCAGAUAGCAGUAGCCGCAGGUUAGAAAAAAGAAGAAGGCAGCAGCUCCAAUUUCAUUCAAGUUUAAUCCCGAGGUUUCGUUUUUUGUUUCUUUCACUAGGAUAGCUUAGUUUUUUAUCCUUAAUUUACAUUAGACAUUGCUAAUUGCUCUAGAAUUUCAUCUCAAUUGAUAUUGGUAUGCUAGUUUUUUUUUAUAUAAUUAUGUUUGUGGAUUCUGAAUGCAUUCAAUCAAUUGUGCUAGUUUUUAAUAGGUAGACAUCAUAACAUAUUAUAUGGGUAGACAUCAUAACAUUUUAGUAUCUUGAAAAAGGAAAAUGUUUCAAUGCAAUGAAUGGGUAGACAUCGUAACAUAUUAUAUGUAUGGAGGGCCGGCCUGACAUGAAGUUUUCUCUAUAUGUAUGUAUGUAUAUAUAUAUAUAUAUAUAUUCAAAAAAAAUCUAUUUUUAAUAUUUAUAAAUAGACCCCUAUAACUUUUAAUAUUUGUAAAUACACCCCCAUAACUUUUAAUAUUUACAAAUAUGGCCCCGUAUCUGUAUCCUACUUUUUUUUGUUUUGACGUAUCCCCGUACCCGUUUCCGCGUUUCCGUCUACCGGUAUGGGUGCUUGAUUGGAUACAAGUAUAUGCCACUGGCCCGUACAAAGGCCCAUUUUUGUUGACCGCUCCCUUUCAUCUAGGUGAUCAACAUAUAUCCUCACGAUCGCCCAGUCAUCUUCUGUAGCCAGUCGGCCAUUUUCGCCGUCAACGGCGUAUUCCUCUGCCACGUGCACCUCCCGCGGCACCUUGUCUGCUGUACCUGCACACCGGAAAAGAAACUCUGAUUACCAUCUUUCAGAGUCACUACUCAGCUAGAUUGAUAUAAGAAGCUGCACAACAAAAACAGAUUGGUAAAGGAAUGUGUUUCAAGUAAAUGAACUCAUUUUUUCCAUCAAUCAAUGAUUGCCAUGAAACUACUUGCAUCUUUCACAUGCUCCAGCAGGGCACUUCGUGUUAGAAUAAAAGGACAUUUGCAAUCACGUUCAUUCCAACCUGAUUUUGCCCCAAGAGAUCCCAAUGUGAAACCUAUAAAAUACAAAUACCCUACAGUAUAUGAUCCAUACGGGCCUAGACCCCCACCGUCUGAUAAGAUUAUGCAACUUGUAGAACGCAUUGCAUCCCUAACACCUGAUGAGCGCAAACAAAUUGGGCCCAUGCUCAGAGAGAGACUGAAGCUUCCCGUGCUGAAAGCCAUUUCAUCAGAAGAAGGCAUUAGUGGUGGGGCUGGAGUGGGACAAGGCGGGCCUGCGAAGGCGGAAGAGAAGAAGGUGGAGAAGACGGCAUUUGAUGUUAAGCUAGAGAAGUUUGAUGCGGCUGCAAAAAUCAAGGUGAUCAAAGAGGUGCGUUCAUUCACCAGUUUGGGGUUGAAGGAAGCUAAGGAGCUGGUGGAAAAGGUGCCUGCCGUACUAAAGCAAGGAGUCACCAAAGAGGAGGCAAAUGACAUAAUCGAAAAGAUCAAAGCUGCCGGAGGAAUUGCAGUUAUGGAAUGAAUAGUAAUAGCAAGUAGUCCAUCCUGAUACCGCUUUACUCAUAUGCCAGGUCAUCAUUAUGUAUUCCGGACAGAAUGAGCUUUUCCUUUCAUGAAAUUCUACUGCCUUCUGCAAUUUCCAGAGAAUUAAAGAACAGUAUUCAGGGGCGAAGGCCAGGUCACUGGCAUGCCCCCUACCUCAGGGAGAUGAUUCUUAUUUAGGUUGUUCUUGGGGGUAUUGAUUAAAAGAGAAUCAGACAAUUACCACAGAAUAAGCUGGUUUCGAAAUUAAAACCUGUUGUGGAACCUUUUUAUUUCUUAUGUAAUGAAUAAUUUACGGGUGAAUUAUCUAAAUAGGAGUAAAUGGUAGCUAAAAAUCACAAAUUUGAC